AUGUGUCAUAUUUUGGAGGAAUCAUAUCCCAUUAUUAGUCUAUCAUUAAUUAACAAGAGAAAUCAUUUUGGUAUUUUUUUUGCUGAUUUAGGAACUAGUCCUCUUUAUGUUUUUGCUGAUGUCUUCACCAAGGUUCCAAUUGAAUCAGAUGUUGAUGUCUUGGGGGCAUUAUCAUUAGUCAUGUACAGAAUAGCACUUCUUCCACUACUCAAAGCAAAUGACAAAGUUGAAGGAGGAACAUUUGCACUAUACUCUUUGAUUUGUAGAUAUGCAAAUGUGAAUAUGCUUCCAAAUAGUCAAGUAGCUGAUGAACACAUCUCUAAUUUUAGGCUUCAACUUCCCACUCCUGAGUUGAAAAGGGCCUUAAACAUAAAGCAGACUUUGGAAAGAAAAUCAACUUUGAAAACUCUGUUGUUGCUUCUGGUUCUACUAGGAACUUCCAUGGUUAUUGGAGAUGGUAUUCUAACACCAGCUAUGUCAGUGAUUUCUGCCAUAAGUGGACUGCAAGUGAAAUAAAUUGGAUUGAUCAAAGUGACAGUCCUAGUGGCUUUGUUCAGCAUACAAAGAUUUGGAACCAGUAAAAUGGGUUUCAUGUUUUCUCCUAUACUUGCUUUAUGGUUCAUUUAUCUUGGUUCUGUUGGAAUUUAUAAUAUAACAAAGCAUGAUAUAGCUGUUUUGGGAGCAAUCAAUCCAACUCAUAUUUAUUUCUUUAAGAAUGGCAAAAAUGCUUGGUCAGCUCUCGGUGGUUGUGUUCUUUGUGUUACAGGUUCAGAAGCAAUGUUAGCUGAUCUGGGCCAUUUUUCAGUAAGAGCAAUAUUUUUGAAAAUUUCCUUCACUUGUAUAGUAUUUCCUUGUCUCCUCCUUGCUUAAAUGGGCCAAGCUGCUUAUUUGCUGAAGAACCCUACUUCUUAUUCAAAUAUAUUCUAUUCUGUUCCAAGUAGUCUCUUUUGGCCAGUGUUUGUGAUUGUUACACUUGCUGCUAUGAUUGCUAGCCAAGCAAUGAUAUCAGCUACAUUUUCAUGCAUAAAACAAUCUAUGGCUUUAGGGUGCUUUCCUAGGCUCAAGAUAAUUCACACCUCAACAGAGUUCAUGGGACAAAUUUACAUCCUUGUGAUUAACUGGUUUCUUAUGGUCACGUGUAUAUUUGUUAUUUCCAUAUUUAGAAGCACUACUGAUAUUGCAAAUGCAUAUGAUAAAGUUCCUCUCAUCUCAAUAUUCCAAGUUCACAAUUGUGAUGAUUACUAA
Molecule: messenger RNA, 1245 nt
Organism: Cicer arietinum (chickpea)
Lineage: Eukaryota; Viridiplantae; Streptophyta; Magnoliopsida; Fabales; Fabaceae
Product: putative potassium transporter 12
Biological process (GO): potassium ion transmembrane transport
Cellular component (GO): membrane
Molecular function (GO): potassium ion transmembrane transporter activity
Source: RefSeq, a predicted model, not a curated record